This is a messenger RNA of Alternaria metachromatica, 735 nucleotides long. RefSeq lists its product as uncharacterized. Lineage: Eukaryota; Fungi; Ascomycota; Dothideomycetes; Pleosporales; Pleosporaceae. The record is from RefSeq and is a predicted model, not a curated record. The transcript is spliced from 2 exons. Bases 1 to 735 code for a protein of 244 amino acids.
AUGGCCGCGAAGCCCAAACGUAAAUGCCGCCUCAUCAUCCAUCCCCCCAAAACACCAUCGCCAAAGAAGCCCAAGCGUGGAUGCCGCCUCACCAUUCACCCACCCACGCAAAACCAUGCCAAAACCCAAUACCUCCCAACACCCCAAUCACUCCUACAGCCGCCGCCAAACACCAGCGCAGCGCAGAAGAAGAAACCCUUCUUCAAACAUUUCAGAACGCGAGCGCAACUACGCACACCCGCCAAUAAAACCUACUAUUUCCCCACCGCGCAGAAAGCCAGAAAUAACAUACGCAAUUCCCACUUUCUGGAGUCAGUGAAACUAGGUGUUACGCCGCUCAUCCACAAAUGUGAAGACAUGGGCGAUCUGGGACUCAGUGGCGUGGAGUUGGAUGAUGAAGAGAGAGGGGCGAGGGGCGAGCUGGAGUUUGGGACUGGCUUGAAGGCAGAGAUGGAAGAGGAUGAUGUGAAGAGGGGGAAGAUGGCUUGGUUGAAGGAGAAGUUGUGGGGGAAGGGGACUUGGGCUGUUUGUAGUGGGAGGGAAGAGGAAGAGGAGAUGGAGCGUGAGCUUAUGUGCUUGGCGAGAGCGGCGGUGCCGCUGAUGGGUGCCGGGCAUGAGGAUGAGAUGGAGAUUAACGGUGGACCUUCGAUGAAGACAGAGAUCCCAAAUAUGGGUGACCAUAUGGGUGACUUCUCGGAGGAUGAUGUUCGAUGGUUAACAGGCUUGGGGGUAUGA